UUGUGGGAGCGCUGCCGGGAUACGCGCGCGGCGGUAACGGCAGCCGGGCGGCGGCGAAGGAGGGCGGCGGCGGAGAAGGGGGCCCGAGACACCCUCCGCAGCCCGUCUCCCGUCCGCAGGGGAAGGUCUCGGGAGGCCCCGUUGGAAAAGGCCCCCGCAGCCCCCGCGGCUGCCGCGGUGCGGGCGGCGGGAUGGAUCCGUCCGUGAGGGAGCGGCUGUGGGCCGCGCAGAGCCGCCGCGAUGUUCAGGCUUUGAAGAAUGCUUAUGAGUUGAUCAAAUCAGCCAGUCAGGGAAAAUCUGCACUUGACUCAUCAGAUAACUUCAGCACCGACUUAUAUGUUUUAUGUGCUGAACAGGCAUUUCAGCUGGGAUAUCUGGAAAUGAGCAGUGACUGUCUACAGAUGUAUUUUAAAGGAAGAUUUCCUGUGAACCAGUUUCUUGGCAGAGCGUAUUUGUGCCAAGGCCAGUUGCACACUCCACUCUCCACAGAUAAUUUGGAAGAGUUUGAAAAGUUUGUGCUGUUUUUCAUGAAGGCAAUAGAUUUUGCCACCCAUGACCGAAGAUAUUAUUUUUUGGUAUAUAAUGCCUCAGUUCUUUAUUGGCAACUUGUGAGGCCAUAUCUUAAGCCUGGAUUCCGCUGUUGUCUUAUUCCCAGCCUUUCUCAGAUUGUUAAAGCGUUAAACCAAACUGAAGACCAAGACAAUGAAUGGAGAGCAGAACUCAUGAUAAAUUUACUCGAGUGCUUCCUUGAUGCUUCAAAACUGAAAGAAGCAAAAGAGUUUUCAUCUGCUGCAACAAGCUUUAUUAAGGAAAAUGUUCCAGAUAAAUAUGCUCAAAUAUUUUCUCUAAUGGUAUAUCACAAACUAAUGGAUGUUUCCCAGGUAGAGAAGGAAAUAGAAAAUUCCAUCCAUUUUUCAAUUAUUUAUAAAAUGCAGAUGUUAAAAUUGCAGUGGGACACAAAUGAAUUUCCAAGCGAUGCUACCGCAAAUCUGAAUUCUGUAUACGUACUCUUGAGACAAUACGAUGUGCCUCCAGCAUCUGUUCUCAGUAUGAAGAUUCCUUUGAUUCUGGAACUAGCUCGUUUUUCUAUGAAAGCAAACUGCAUUAAGCUUGCAUAUGAUUGUAUACUUGAUUUGAAGAGAGCUGGGAUUACUGAGCAAGGGAAACUUAUUGAAAUAGAAUGCCUGGAAUAUGAAUAUGAAAUAAAAAAAAUUGGCACUAAAAUUGGGACUUACACCAAAGGAGUUGUUGAGGCUCAACUGGAAUUGAUAAAAAAUCUUGAGUUAACCUUAAAACGCGCAGUUCAAUUGGGAGAUCCUGAUGUGAUUCAGGUUGUUUGUACAACCCAGUGGAAUCUGUGCUUACCGCUACUACAACACAAUUUGCAUCAGCAUCUGCGAAAGCCAUUGAUAUCAGUUGCUGAUGUCCUUGAAGAGAUUGACAGCAUGUUGAUUUUGUUGCGUUGCCAAGUUCACAUGGAAAUAGCUCGUAUUGAAGAAGAUGAGGAAAGAAUAGAGACUGCUGUGGAACACUUGCAAAAAGCCAUACAUCUAAACAACAGUGGGCAGUAUCAAGAACAUCUAAGAUUGACUUUUAACCGUCUUCGUUUGCACACUAUACCGUAUAAGUCACCUGAGCGUCUAGAGGAUCGGGCAGUAAUGAUGAUUGAACAGGCUAAGAGGGGAAAGCAGAAGGAUAAUGUGAGGAAAAAGAGGUCCCUUCUGGUGAAUGUAGGUCUUGCACUAGCUCCUGAUUCAUUUCAAAUAGUCCUCGACAGUGAAAAUGAAGUUAAAGUUUCCUCAGGUAAAAGUAGGAGUCAAAUAAGCUACCUCUGUGCAAAAGCACAACAUCAUAUUAAAAGCAUGGAGAAAGUCGAUGAACAUUUGAAACACUCAAAAAAUGAAAAUGACAGAGAGAGAAUUAUACUUUGGGCAGAUUUGGCAAAAGUUGCACGUAAGCAAGAAGUAUGGGAUGUCUGCCGUGCAGCAUGCAGAUUUUGUCUCUUGUAUGAUGAUACUUUGUUUAGGAAGGUAACAAAACCUAAAAAAGCACAGAAGAAGAAAGCUAGUACAGCUAUGAUGGAUGAUGAUCAAGGUGACAGCUUACCAAGAGAAUCAUUACUACCUGCUAAAUCCUUCUCUUUUGAAAGAGAUUUACUCAGAAUGUUGGCAGAAAUAAGAUUCAUUAACGCAGAGGCAACUAUUAAUUUAUUAAGGUUGCAGGGAAUUGAACUGAAUGAUCAUGCUGUACCUCCAGAAGACAGAAGCCAGUAUCGUCCAGGAUAUGUUUCAUAUAUUCCUGAAAAUGAUCCAGAAUGGAAAACGUACAGUUUAUGGAUAGACUACUUAUCUCAGUAUGCUAUGGAAAACUUCCAGCGUGCAGCCGAAAUAGGAGAAGAGCUGAAUGAAGCCUGGAUUGUUCACAAUGCUGUGGUGUAUGUCUUAAACUACAAUAGACAUCUCAUCUCUUCAGGAAGACAGAGGGAAAUUACUGAGUAUCUGCAGACUCUUCUUGGGGCCAUCAAGACUGUUGGGCACAAUGGAAGUACUACGAUUUUAUUGAUGUUAUGUAAUGCUUUGGCUCGGGGCUUAAUUCUUCGUUGGAUUCCAAAGCCAAAACUUGUUGAGAUGAAAAAAAGCGAUGCAGCAACAGACAGAAGCACAAAAGCUGCAGCAAAGAAACAUGAAAAAGCAAAUGUCAUCCAGUCUUUUUCAGUAGAUCCCAGUGGACUUCCUGAUAUCAAAGCUGCCUUAGAGGUUUGUGAAUUUGCCCUACACGCGACAGCUGGAACCGUACCUAGUGAAGCAGUACCUAUUGCUGCACAACAGCAGAUCAUUGCGACCUGGGUGAAAGCAAAGCAGUUAAACCACCAGCAGAUUGGACAUAAACUUGGCACUGAGGAGGAGAAUGAUGAUGGAGCACAAAAUCCUGUGGCAAGAGUUCUUGUUGGUCUAGAAAUGUAUUCAUGUAAUGGUUUGGGCCUCAUGGAUUUCACUGCGCCUAGCUUACCUCAGUUAGUGAAAUUGGCUUUAGAAUGCAGUUGGCCAGAUUCCUUAGUGGAAUUGCAGACACUGACACGACUUACGUAUUUUGCAUAUCUAUCACAUAACUAUGAGAUAGUGGCAACUUGUUCUAAAAGGAUCUUGCAAACAGAUGAGAAUUUUUUCCGCAAUAGAGAUACUAAGAAAUAUGAAAUGCCUGGUAACAGAGUGGGACAAGAAAUGUUAAGCAUUACUGCUUGUAUACAAGGGAAGAGUAUAAUGGAAAAUUUGUCUGGAAGAAAACAUUUGCGCAUAGCAGCAUCAAAAGCCUUUGUUCAGAGUGCCAGGUACGCAGGUGAAGCCAGGAAUUAUUCCCUUGUCAUGUUUGCAGCCAGACACUUUUGGAAUACAUGUCUACCUUUGUUAAGUUCUCCAAAUGACAGAGAGCAAUUUAAAGAACCUACUGAAAUAAUUCUUAAGAAUAUAACUAAAGCAGAAUCUAAAAAUAAACAGGAGAAGAAAGAUACGUUGCCUUUGCAUCAGUGGAUUACAAAGGAUUUUCAAAACGUCGGGUUAUCAGAUGGAUGUUUUCUCCCAGGUGCUGAGGAAGAUCUGACAUUAAGAACCUCCUUAUAUGGGUUAUUAUUCCACAUAUAUGCUGAUAAAGCUGAUUGGGAGACAGCACUAAAAGUCCUGGAUGAAGCUAUUAAAGUUUUGCCUCAGACAAGACACAGGCUCCUGAUUUUUAAACAUAUGGCUGCAGUGAAGGCAGGAUCGGGAUAUAAUUUUAUGUUGGACAUGCAGAAAUUCAGAGAUGAAAGUGAAGAUUAUUUGUCACAUAUGUGGCGUCAUUUGGUAACAGGCUCCAGAAGUAUUGUUGGACAGUUAAGCUGUUUUCAAAACGCAAUCAUUGCUUUACAGGAAAAUGAAUGGCAGAAAGUUGAUUAUCUGAUGGAAUUUGCUGAAUGGCUAUAUUGUAACCAGUUUCCCCUCAAUGAUGUUAUUAAACCUCUGGACUGGGUGGUAGAUCUCUUGCUGCAUAUGAAAUUUUCUAUGCAGUCCUCACAAGAAGAAGAAAGAAGUACACCACCAAAAUUUUCGCUUACAGAAAAUUUGAAGAUAGACAUUGGGUUAAAAGAUACCAUGCCCCAAAUUAAUUUGGAAGAUUUUAGUAAUAUUAAACAACUGGAAGCUUUGUUCAGAGUACAGACAUUAAUGGCUUUAAUUUCUGGUCAUAGUUCUCCUUUUCAUCAGCAGCACUGUUUGAUGGCAUAUGCUUGUAUUGUCCGGAUCUGGCAGGUAUCGUUGUCAGCAUCAGCACCUAUUACAAAAGAAUUAUCAAAGUCUUCACAAUUUACAGCUCCUCAGAAGGCACAGUCAAUAAUUGCUCCUAAAAAAGAGAAAGGCAAAAAGAAAGAGAAACAAGUUGAACUCUCUGUUGUGAAAGAGAAGCCUAAAGGGAAAGGAUCGGUUCAUACCUUACCAGCAAGUGUGGAAGAAUGGGCUCAUUAUGACUGUCCUGAUGAAAUCAGAGAUACUUUUAAACAGAAAACAAAUAGUUACGGUAUUAACUGGGAUAAUUUCCCAAAACCUACAUGCACUUUGUAUUUUAUGGACCUUUUAUCUAAAGAACUACAGAAAAUUUUUUGCCCCCACUUGAUUCUUCCCAUCUUUCAGCUAGCUGAAGUUAUUGCUAAAGAAGUUGUGGAAUGUAGAAGUUUGUCUGAUCUUUAUCAUCUUCG
Chroicocephalus ridibundus (black-headed gull) is the source of this 4723-nucleotide messenger RNA. Its product is annotated as cilia- and flagella-associated protein 46-like. Gene Ontology annotation, biological process: axoneme assembly; cilium movement involved in cell motility. NCBI's taxonomy places the organism in Eukaryota, Metazoa, Chordata, Aves, Charadriiformes, Laridae. Gene Ontology annotation, molecular function: protein binding. The transcript has 32 exons. The annotation marks the transcript as partial. The record is from RefSeq and is a predicted model, not a curated record.